Molecule: messenger RNA, 1506 nt
Organism: Agelaius phoeniceus (red-winged blackbird)
Lineage: Eukaryota; Metazoa; Chordata; Aves; Passeriformes; Icteridae
Product: cytochrome P450 2K4-like
Biological process (GO): xenobiotic metabolic process
Cellular component (GO): intracellular membrane-bounded organelle; cytoplasm
Molecular function (GO): heme binding; iron ion binding; oxidoreductase activity, acting on paired donors, with incorporation or reduction of molecular oxygen, reduced flavin or flavoprotein as one donor, and incorporation of one atom of oxygen
Source: RefSeq, a predicted model, not a curated record
AUGGCUGUGCAGAGCCUCCUGCUGUACCUGGGCUCCAGCUCGCUGCUCUGUUUGGCAGCAGGGCUCUUUGCUCUCUUUUACUUUCUCUCCAGCUCCAAGAAAUCAGUUUGCAAUUUGCCCCCUGGGCCACGACCUCUUCCUCUGAUUGGGAACCUGAACGUGGUGGACCUGAAAAAGCCGUUCCAGUCGCUGACAGAGCUCUCCAAGAUCUAUGGCAGCGUCUUCACGGUGCAUUUUGGACCCAGGAAGGUCGUGGUACUGGCUGGAUAUGAAACCAUCAAGGAUGCCCUAUUAAAUCAUGCUGAAGAGUUUGGAGAGAGGGCAGAAAUACCCAUAUUUAGAAAAAUGACACAAGGAAAUGGCAUAGCAUUCAGCCAUGGAGAGAUGUGGAAAACUAUGAGAAGAUUUACCUUGUCCACACUGAGAGACUUUGGAAUGGGAAAGAGAACCCUUGAGGUCCGAAUCCUGGAGGAAGUAAAUUCCCUUAUCAAAUAUUUUGAAUCCUAUCAUGGGAAACCAUUUGAUACAAAAAUGAUACUCAACAAUGCUGUAUCCAAUGUCAUCUGCUCUAUAUUGUUUGGAGAGAGGUUUGAAUAUGAUGAUCCAGUAUUUCUAACUUUGCUGAAGCUGAUAAAUCAAAAUACUAAGCUGUUGGGCUCCCCUAUGGUGCAGUUAUAUAACUUCUACCCAUCCCUUGGAUUUCUGUCUGGAGCUUCCAAGACUGUGCUACAAAAUAUCCUUGAAUUGAAUGCUUUCCUCCAGAAGCUCUUCCAGGAACACAAAGAGGAGCUUAAUGAAAAUGACUUAACAGGCUUUGUCGAUGCCUUUCUGGUGAAGCAAAACCAGGAGUCAAAGAAACCACACACUGCAUUCAGCAAUGGAAACCUGAUGUUUUCAACCCUGGACCUCUUUGCUGCUGGGACUGAGACCACAUCCACAACUGUGCGCUGGGGGCUGCUGCUGAUGAUGAAAUACCCAGAAAUUCAGAGAAAGAUUCAGGAAGAAAUGAACCAUGUCAUUGAACCAGGAGAGCUGCCUAAGUUGGAGGACAGGAAAAAAAUGCCUUACACAGAAGCAGUAAUACACGAAAUACAAAGGUUUGCCAAUAUUGUCCCCAUGGGCGUAUCCAGAUCGACUCCCAGAAAUGUGAAUUUCCGAGGCUACGUGAUUCCUAAGGGUACUGAGAUUAUUCCACUGCUGACCUCUGCUCUGAAUGAUGAGUUACACUGGAAAACCCCAGAUCAGUUCAACCCUUCCCAUUUCCUUGAUGCCAAUGGGAACUUCAUUAGGAGAGAAGCAUUUAUUCCAUUCUCCAUAGGGCGAAGGGCUUGCCUUGGUGAAGGACUGGCCAGAAUGGAGCUGUUCCUCUUCUUUUCGGGCUUGCUCCGCAGAUUUGUUUUCCAGCCUCCUCCAGGAGUGGAGAAGUCAGACCUGGAUCUCACUGCUGAUGUUGGCUUUACCUUGACUCCCAUGCCUCACCUGGUUUGUGCUGUGCCCUGUGAAUGA